AUAGUUGCUUAAUAUGUGGUAGAUAAAGAGAAAAAAGUCUGAUUUCUGGAAGUAAAUGAAUCAUUUUAUUAAAAGGAAGCUGCAUUUUUAAACAAUAUUUCCAAGACUCAAUAAUAAAGACGCUUCUGGUAAAUGUGAGAAGAUGGUAUUAAAAGAGAUUCCAACAGACAAUAUCACUCGCCCUUUGGGCCGGAAUGAGGUCAUAGGUUUACUCUUCCGCCUCACAAUAUUUGGUGCUGUCACUUAUUUUACAAUAAAGUGGAUGGUUGAUGCUAUUGAUCCAACAAGAAAACAGAAAGUCGAGGCACAAAAACAGGCAGAGAAACUCAUGCGGCAGAUUGGAGUGCAGAAUGUGAAGCUUUCUGAAUAUGAGAUGAGUAUUGCUGCUCAUCUUGUGGAUCCGUUGACUAUGCAGAUUACAUGGCAUGACAUUGCAGGUCUGGAUGAAGUCAUAACUGAACUGAAAGACACUGUUAUACUUCCGAUCCAGAAGAGACAUCUGUUUGAAGGAUCCAGACUUCUUCAACCUCCCAAAGGUGUGUUGCUGUAUGGGCCUCCAGGCUGUGGGAAAACUCUUAUAGCCAAAGCUACCGCCAAAGAGGCUGGAUUCCGCUUCAUCAACCUGCAGCCUUCCACUCUCACUGACAAAUGGUACGGAGAGUCCCAGAAACUAGCCGCAGCCGUGUUUUCUCUGGCCAUCAAGCUACAGCCCUCUGUUAUCUUCAUCGAUGAGAUUGAUUCCUUCUUGAGGAAUCGCUCAAGUUCAGAUCAUGAGGCCACUGCCAUGAUGAAGGCUCAGUUCAUGAGCUUAUGGGACGGGCUGGAAACUGACUACAACUGCCAGGUCAUAAUAAUGGGAGCCACCAAUCGGCCACAAGAUCUUGAUUCUGCUAUACUCCGAAGGAUGCCUACAAGAUUUCACAUCAAUCAGCCGAAUAUAAAGCAGAGGAAAGACAUAUUGAAACUGAUCCUGGAGAAUGAAAAUGUGGAGUCUGCCGUGGACUUUGGUGAAAUUGCCAAAAAGACUGACGGCUUCUCAGGAAGUGACCUCAGAGAGAUGUGCCGAGAUGCUGCUCUGCUUUGUGUGCGUGACUUUGUGCACCAAGAAAGUCCGGUGGAAGACUUCAUCCGCCCAAUAAGGCAGGAAGACAUGCAGAGGGCAAUCGAGAAGAUGAAGAAGUCCAAAUCUGCAGGAGUGCAAGAGGCGUUUAUGCACGUACCACUGGACUGAAUGUGAUGCUGCUGUUUUAAAAGAACAUGAAACUAAAUUUGGUCUGUUUUUCUUUUUUUGUGGCAUAUCAUGUCAUGUUUUGUAAAAGGGGGAACUCAGGAUUUAUAAAUGGUGGAAUGGAGGCUUUUUUCUCUAAUCAUCUUUUUUUUUGCACUGUUAUUUAGAUAUUCUGUUUUUGCCAUUCAAUCAAUGAGCCUUAUUCACACACAAAAAUAGAGUAAA
Messenger RNA from Rhinichthys klamathensis goyatoka, 1453 nucleotides. RefSeq names its product ATPase family AAA domain containing 1b (gene atad1b). Gene Ontology annotation, cellular component: mitochondrial outer membrane. Gene Ontology annotation, molecular function: ATP hydrolysis activity; ATP binding. The transcript is spliced from 10 exons. Lineage: Eukaryota; Metazoa; Chordata; Actinopteri; Cypriniformes; Leuciscidae. The coding region runs from base 143 to 1231 and encodes 362 amino acids. The record is from RefSeq and is a predicted model, not a curated record.